Ctenocephalides felis (cat flea) is the source of this 597-nucleotide messenger RNA. RefSeq names its product cytochrome b reductase 1-like. The transcript has 3 exons. Gene Ontology annotation, molecular function: oxidoreductase activity. The record is from RefSeq and is a predicted model, not a curated record. NCBI's taxonomy places the organism in Eukaryota, Metazoa, Arthropoda, Insecta, Siphonaptera, Pulicidae. Bases 1 to 597 code for a protein of 198 amino acids.
AUGAGAAGUUGCACAAAAACAUUUUGGGGUAACGGUUCCAAAAGUUCCCCGACCACUGCUUUAGAUAGACCAAGUACGCAUAAGAAAAAGGUCAUCGAUCCUGUUUCUGAUUGUUACACUUCCGAUACUCGAUAUGAGUUAAUAUUCAUGCGUAGUCAUUACGAGGAAGACGAAGGCGCUUGGGGUUGCGGCAAUUGGUUCGAAUACACAAUGGUGACCGUCCUGUCCAGCGUGCUCCUGGUCGGUUCGUUAGCACUGACGCUCUUCUGGGUGCUCUACUACCGCGAUGGGUUUGCAUGGACCGAAGACCCCAAGAAACAGUUCAAUCUACAUCCGGUUCUCAUGGUCGCCGGAUUCAUCACCUUCAGCGGAUUCUCAAUCUUGCUCUACAGGGUGUGUCGUUGCUGCCGACGUAUCUACGUGAAACUUCUGCACACCGUGUUCCAUGCCCUGGCCAUUCCUUGCGUAGUCGUGGGCUUCUUGGCUGUCCUGGACUCCCAUAACCUGGCCACGCCACCAUUACCGAACUUCUACAGUCUGCACAGUUGGCUUGGAUGCGUAACCAUGGGUCUAUUCGGCAUUCAAGUAAGUACCUAA